This is a messenger RNA of Ctenocephalides felis (cat flea), 2571 nucleotides long. Its product is annotated as vesicle-fusing ATPase 1-like. Gene Ontology annotation, biological process: SNARE complex disassembly; Golgi to plasma membrane protein transport; intra-Golgi vesicle-mediated transport. The record is from RefSeq and is a predicted model, not a curated record. NCBI's taxonomy places the organism in Eukaryota, Metazoa, Arthropoda, Insecta, Siphonaptera, Pulicidae. The coding region runs from base 205 to 2451 and encodes 748 amino acids. Gene Ontology annotation, molecular function: ATP binding; ATP hydrolysis activity. The transcript is spliced from 11 exons. Gene Ontology annotation, cellular component: Golgi stack.
ACAGUAACACCAACAUAGCAGUAAAACCACAACCAAAGUGUUAUCCAAAAAUUUGCACAAACGUCAAACUGUCAACUGUCAACUGUCAACUGUCAAAGGGGGCUGCUAAAUGUCAAGCAGAUGUGAUUAUUGAUCGUCUGCAUUGCGGAGAAAUUUUUAAAAUAGAUUUUACAGAAGACUAUUUUGAUUUUAUAAUAAGUCAAAAUGGCUGGAAUGCGUAUGAAAGUAUCUCGUUGCCCUACUGAUGAAUUAUCACUUACAAAUUGUGCAAUUGUAAACAAUUCAGACCUGAGCGAUGAUAUCAAACACAUUGAAGUAACUACAGGGCCAUCUCAGCACUUUAUAUUUACUGUUGGUAAACAUCAUGAAGUCCCCAGGGGAACAGUUGGGUUUUCUCUUCCUCAAAGAAAGUGGGCUGCUCUUUCGUUGAAUCAAGAAAUAGAUGUCAAGCCAUAUCGAUUUGGAAACAAUAGCUCAGAUUGUUUGUGUAAUAUCAUGUUAGAAGCCGAUUUUUUGCAGAAAAAGACGACUACUUUAGAACCUUAUGAUACUGAUCAAAUGGCCAGACACUUCCUUCAACAGUUUUCUGGUCAAGCAUUUACAGUUGGCCAACAACUUGCAUUUGCUUUUCAAGAUAAGAAAUUACUUGGAUUGGUUGUGAAAGAUCUGGAAGCUGUUGAUGUUGGUGCAAUCAAGGAAGGCGUGGAUGCAAAACCACGUAAGACUAAGAUGGGUCGAUGCUUACCAGAUACUGUCAUUCAAUUUGAAAAAGCAGAAAAUUCUUCCCUCAAUCUUGUUGGAAAAUCUAAAGGAGUACAGCCCAGACAAUCUAUAAUCAAUCCAAAUUGGGACUUUGGUAAAAUGGGCAUUGGUGGUUUGGACAAAGAAUUCAAUGCAAUAUUCAGGAGAGCAUUUGCUUCAAGAGUUUUUCCACCAGAAAUAGUUGAACAGCUAGGUUGCAAACAUGUUAAAGGAAUUUUAUUAUAUGGACCACCUGGUACUGGUAAGACAUUGAUGGCUCGUCAGAUUGGUACUAUGUUAAAUGCAAGAGAACCAAAAAUUGUUAAUGGCCCACAAAUUUUGGAUAAAUAUGUUGGAGAAUCUGAAGCUAAUAUCAGAAGAUUAUUUGCUGAUGCAGAGGAGGAAGAAAAGAGGUGUGGACCCAACAGUGGCUUACAUAUUAUAAUAUUUGAUGAAAUAGAUGCCAUAUGCAAAUCACGUGGAUCUGUUGCUGGAAAUACAGGCGUUCACGAUACUGUUGUAAAUCAAUUGCUGGCUAAAAUUGAUGGUGUGGAGCAGCUGAAUAAUAUUCUUGUAAUAGGAAUGACAAAUCGCAGAGAUAUGAUUGAUGAAGCUUUGUUGCGUCCUGGUCGUUUAGAAGUUCAGAUGGAAAUAGGCCUCCCAAAUGAGGCAGGACGUCACCAGAUUUUAAAUAUACACACAAAAAGAAUGAGAGAAUUUAAUAAAAUCAAUCCAGAUGUCGAUAAUAAAGAACUUGCAGCAUUGACAAAGAAUUUUUCUGGUGCUGAAUUAGAAGGUUUAGUACGUGCUGCGCAAAGUACUGCAAUGAAUAGAUUGAUUAAAGCUGCAUCCAAAGUUGAAGUUGAUCCAGAAGCAAUGGAGAAAUUAUUAGUAAAUCGUUCUGAUUUCUUGCAUGCUUUGGAAAAUGAUAUCAAACCUGCAUUUGGAACUUCAGCUGAAGCUUUAGAACAUUUCCUUUCACGUGGUAUUAUCAAUUGGGGCACUCCAGUGUCCAAUCUUUUAGAAGAUGGUUCCUUAUUUAUUCAACAAGCCAAAGCACCAGAUGCCUCUGGACUUGUUUCUGUUUUAUUAGAAGGUCCACCAAACUCUGGAAAAACAGCCCUAGCGGCUCAAUUAGCUAAAUUAUCAGAUUUUCCAUUUGUUAAAGUAAUAUCACCAGAAGAAAUGGUUGGGUUUACUGAGUCAGCAAAAUGUAUGUACAUAAGAAAAAUAUUUGAUGAUGCUUACAGAUCUACAUUGAGUUGCAUACUGGUAGAUAAUAUUGAACGAUUGUUAGAUUAUGGGUCUAUUGGACCCAGAUAUUCUAAUCUCACAUUGCAAGCAUUAUUGGUUCUGCUCAAGAAGCAGCCUCCAAAGGGGAGGAAGCUACUUAUAUUCUGCACUACCAGCAGACGUCAAGUUUUGGAAGAUAUGGAAAUGCUAUCAGCGUUUACAGCAGUAUUGCAUGUUCACAACUUAUCAUCACCUGAACAUAUUAUGGCUGUAUUGGAGGAUUCAGAUAUAUUUUCUAAAAAGCAGCUUGCUAGUAUAAAUAGCAAAAUAUCAGGUCACAGAAUAUUUAUUGGAAUUAAAAAACUUUUGGCUUUAAUUGAUAUGACGAGACAAAUAGAAGACAAUUUCAGAGUUAUGAAAUUUUUGACUAAAUUAGAGGAAGAUGGUGGUUUAGACUGCGGAACAUCAGUACAAUGAAUUUGAUUUACUACUAACAAAGAACUACAAUGUUGGAAUAUAGGUAUUUAUGUUUGUUUAUAUUUUUACUUAUUUUGUUUUGAGGUUCUUAUUAAAUAAUGCUAUUAGACAUGGACAGUG